CGAUCAUCAAUCACCCUCGCACCCUCGCCUUUCUCUUUUUCCUCAUCACUCGUUUAUCGAUCUAUCUGGCUACAUCUUUUUUGAUGCAAUGUCUGUGUGAUGCGAGCCCCCCUUAAGGAUGGGACGGGUUUAUUAGGUGUUCCUCCGAAACCCAUGGAAGAGAAGACCCUAUUUGCCUGGCUGGCGUCGUUUACCUGUGAUAAGUUUGGGCACCCGGGGGCUGGUUUGAAUUGGCAAAAGCUUUGGGGCGAAAGCGAUCAUUUGGGCACAGCUAUUAUUUGGGAGACGGCUAUGAUUUGGGCGACGGCUAUCAUUUGGGCGAAGGCUAUAAAUUCGGGGUGGAUUCGUCGAAUUCGCGUGUUUGUAUGCUCACGUCGCUUUCACCGUCGCAAGUGUUCGGUCCAUCUCUCCUUGGUCUUCGUUUUUGGUUCUUCGCUGCGGAUAGCUUCUCUUACCAUCUACACAUAGAAUGACUCUUGUAAGUCUCCAGCCCCGGUUUACAAGAGCGAAAGAGUCGUCUUUUGUCCGAACACAGGGGAGAUG
Molecule: messenger RNA, 543 nt
Organism: Filobasidium floriforme
Lineage: Eukaryota; Fungi; Basidiomycota; Tremellomycetes; Filobasidiales; Filobasidiaceae
Exons: 3
Coding region: 100-468 (122 amino acids)
Source: RefSeq, a predicted model, not a curated record